AUGUCGAACAACGGCGCCUACGUGGUGCCCCAGGUAAAGAAGACCGGUACCUCCACAUCAUCAAAAACAGUCUUCCACUUUGCUGCGGGCCUUUGCUCUGGGUUGACCUCGUCCAUCCUCCUCCAACCCGCUGACCUACUAAAAACUCGCGUCCAGCAGUCUGGCCAGGCUGGCGCUCUCCUACCAACCCUCAAAGCAAUCCUAUCCUCUCCAAAUCCAAUCCGCGGCCUAUGGCGCGGCACCCUCCCUUCAGCCCUGCGGACCGGCUUCGGGUCUGCCCUCUACUUCACCAGUCUCAAUGCUCUCCGCCAGACAAUCGCCCAAGCUAAUGCUCCUCUCGUCCUCGCCAACACUACCACUUCCAAGUCUUCCUCCGCUCUCCCAAAACUCUCCAACACAGCCAACCUUGCUACAGGAGCUGUCGCUCGCGUCGCCGCAGGCUUUGUGAUGAUGCCCGUCACCGUGCUCAAAGUCCGCUAUGAGUCCGAUUACUACGCCUACCGCAGCCUUUGGGGUGCCGGCCGCGAUAUUGUGCGCACUGAAGGCUUCCGCGGACUGUUUGCUGGGUUUGGCGCCACUGCGGCCCGUGAUGCCCCCUACGCCGGCCUCUACGUGCUGCUCUAUGAGCAGCUGAAGCGUCGUUUUGCCCUAGUAACCGCCCAGCGCACCAAUGCCGACGGCACCCCCCAGGCUGGCAUAUCAUCCUCAUCCAUCAAUUUCGUCUCCGGCGCGUCCGCGGCUGGCCUCGCGACAGCGAUCACGAAUCCCUUCGAUGCCGUCAAGACUCGCCUUCAGCUCAUGCCUCAAAAGUACGGCAACAUGAUGCGUGCAGUGCGGUUGAUGGUCCACGAGGACGGCAUGCGCAGCCUCUUCGGCGGUCUGGGCCUACGCAUGGCUCGGAAAGCGCUCAGCUCCGCGCUGGCGUGGACGGUGUACGAAGAACUUAUUCUGCGUGCGGAAAAGCGGUGGGCGGCAAAUCACCAGAUAAAUUUAUAG
Penicillium macrosclerotiorum is the source of this 996-nucleotide messenger RNA. Its product is annotated as putative mitochondrial carrier protein. NCBI's taxonomy places the organism in Eukaryota, Fungi, Ascomycota, Eurotiomycetes, Eurotiales, Aspergillaceae. Gene Ontology annotation, cellular component: mitochondrion; mitochondrial inner membrane. The record is from RefSeq and is a predicted model, not a curated record. Gene Ontology annotation, biological process: glycine import into mitochondrion. The transcript has 2 exons. Bases 1 to 996 code for a protein of 331 amino acids. Gene Ontology annotation, molecular function: glycine transmembrane transporter activity.